AUGGCCGAAACACAAAACCUAUCAGACCGAGACGAAUCCUUUGACUCAUCAGAUUCAGACAACGAAGAUGUGCAGGUACAAGUACAAGAUCCAAUUUUGACAGCAAGAAAUGCUGGUGCAAGUCUUAGUGUUCCAGCAAAAGCUAACAUUGCACGUAAGAGAAAACUUCCUACCAACCAAGGAAAGUACAAUCAAAGGGGGAAUAAAACUAUUGCCAAUACAACUGCCUGGGAUCGUUUGAAGGAUUUCCCCAACCAUCAUUUUACUGUAAUCGACCGGAAAUUGCGGUGUAACGCUUGUAAUGAAGAACUCUCUUUGAAGAAAAGUUCAGUCAAAAAACAUAUUGAGUCAAAAAAGCACAAGAAGGGAUUUCUGAUAUUGCAAAGAGCAAAUCACAAAACCAGACAAUAA
Molecule: messenger RNA, 411 nt
Organism: Paramuricea clavata
Lineage: Eukaryota; Metazoa; Cnidaria; Anthozoa; Malacalcyonacea; Plexauridae
Source: the annotation of a GenBank genome assembly